AUGAAAAAGAUACCCGAGAAGCUAGGUGGGUAUGAUGAAUAUGAUCGCAUCAAGGUUGCUGUUGGCAAUGUGGUCUAUGAUUCAUUAACAGUUGCAGAGUUUGAAGUUGCUUGGAUGCAUAUGAUUGAGAAGUAUGAUCUUGGUGAUAAUGAAUGGCUUAAAGGGCUUUACAACCAUCGACACCGUUGGGUUCCAGCAUUUGUGAAAGAUGCCUUUUGGGCAGGUAUGUCUACUACACAACGUAGUGAGAGUAUGAAUGCCUUCUUUGAUGGAUAUGUUAAUGCAAAAACUACAUUGAAGCAUUUUGUUAGCCAAUAUGAGAAUGCUCUUCGUGAUAAAGUUGAGAAGGAGAAUAUUGCUGAUUUCAAUUCUUUCAAUUCAACCAUACCUUGUAUCACACGCUUUGACAUUGAGAAGCAAUUUCAGUCAAUCUAUACAAAUUCAAAGUUCAAAGAAUUUCAAGAAGAGCUAACAGAUAUUAUGUAUUGUGAUCGGAAGUUUAUACAAAAAGAAGGGGCAAUAGAAACAUAUGAAAUAACCGAGGAUGUGCUAAUUGGCGAAGAAAAAGGAUGGAGAAAGGAUAUUCUGUACCAUGUAUAUUUCAAUGAGGAAGAGUUCGAAGUUAAGUGUUCAUGUCGCCGCUUUGAGUUCAGAGGUAUUCUCUGUAGGCAUGUGUUGUGUGUGCUUACUCAAAAGAAAAUCAAGGAGGUUCCUCCACAAUACAUCCUUGCUCGAUGGAAAAAAAAUGUGAAAAGAAAACAUAACUUUAUCAGAUGCACAUACGGCGGCAUGGAAGACAGUCCUAUUGCCAAACGCUUUGAUAGCUUGUGCGAUUCUUUCUACCCAGUUGCAGAGAUAGGUGCCAUGUCGGAUGAUGCACACAAUUCCUUGAUCGAAGAUCUUCGCACCUUGAAAAUUAAGUACAGCAGCAACUCAAGUUCUGAAAAUAACAAUGAUAAGGUUGGUACACAGGAAGAUUCACCUUCCAAUGGGAAGGCAACAGGUAAAACUAUACUGAGUCCAAUAGCUGUUAGAUGUGCUGGACGCCCUCCUUCGGUGAGAAAAGAAUCUAAGGUUGAUAAGCUUAUUCGCCAAGCAAACGAAAAGAAGAAGAAAAAAGAACAAAUGGAGAAGAAAAAGGCUGCAAUAAAGGAGAAGAAGGAAGCUGAAAAAAAGGUAUCAUUUCGAAUAUUACAUUUUUCAGUUGUGAAAAAGAAGACCUAA
Molecule: messenger RNA, 1224 nt
Organism: Triticum dicoccoides
Lineage: Eukaryota; Viridiplantae; Streptophyta; Magnoliopsida; Poales; Poaceae
Product: protein FAR1-RELATED SEQUENCE 6-like
Exons: 1
Coding region: 1-1224 (407 amino acids)
Biological process (GO): regulation of DNA-templated transcription
Molecular function (GO): zinc ion binding
Source: RefSeq, a predicted model, not a curated record